UUUCACUAGAAAAGAACAUUAGGGUUUGCUAAAAUAGCUACUUUUUUCUUCUCAUUGUUGUGUUUUUGUGAGACAAUGGCUACUUCAGUUAAGCCAAGACAGUUACUUGUUAUCAUCGUAAUUGUUCUGACAUUGUUUGUAGUGAGUUCAGAAGCUCGAAAUGUUCCAACAAUGGAGAAGAAGAUUCAUAGUAAGUUUGGAUUACGUGAAGUAAUCAACAAUGUGAGAAAUGGAAAGUGGCAUGGAAAGAGGUCAAUGCUUGGUGGAAGGUUGGAGAGAGUUUCACCUGCUGGGCCAGAUCCUGAUCAUCACUAGACAUGUCAAAUUCGAGUUCAGGUUCUCUGUUAGUGUUUUUGAUGUUGUCGUUCUGUUCAGAUUUCAAAAUACAUUGAUAUAUUAAAAAAAUUAAUAUUAUCAAUGUUAUUUUAAAACUAUGGCAGAAAUAUGAUAUCAAAAUUUCAACAAGAGAAUCUAAAUUCGUCAAAUUAAUGAAUGCAUGUUUGGUUCAAAUUUUCACUAGUAUUUUUAUGAAUUAAUAUAAAAUUAUGUGUUUCAAUGCAUCAUUUAGAAAAAAAAAAUAUAUAUUGAAAAAAAAAUGUACCCAAUGGACCAGUGCUUAACUUCUCGAUGUAUCCUAAUUAAUGUCAUUAAAAAACCAUGAGUCAAUGAAAUGUUGCAAGGU
Messenger RNA from Vigna angularis (adzuki bean), 682 nucleotides. RefSeq names its product CLAVATA3/ESR (CLE)-related protein 53-like. The coding region runs from base 76 to 315 and encodes 79 amino acids. The transcript has a single exon. NCBI's taxonomy places the organism in Eukaryota, Viridiplantae, Streptophyta, Magnoliopsida, Fabales, Fabaceae. The record is from RefSeq and is a predicted model, not a curated record.